CAACAGUAGUUGGCAAGCACCACCUACCUAACAAACUGUGUUUCAACAGGCUAUACGAGGUACCUGCAAGUCUUGUUCAUUAUAAAGUUUAUGUGAAAGUUAAUGGAAAAUAAAAUCCAAGUGAGAUACUGUUAAAGUAUGUUGGUGUUUAUAUAAUUUUUUUGUGCUGUGUGUGAUUUUAUAUUAAAUAAAAUGGAUACUAAGGAAAUUAAUGGAAAUAAUGAAAAGGCAGGUGGACGUCAGUCGUUGGACGUAGAAAGCGGGAAAUCCGCAGGCGACUCGAACGCGACGGGCUGCCACCGAAGAAGAGGCACCAGAACGCGACCGUUGCGCGUUCUGUUCAGACACAUCGCCGUCAUGUCAGCGCUACUGGCGCUCUUCGUCGGCAUCGGGGCCGUGAUUUGGUACUUUUUGGGAUUGAUGUCGCUGGUGCAGUUGAUGCUGGUGGCUAUCGUGGCCUAUGUGGCCGCAGGCAAGUACAAAUGGAUCUAUGUGGCUUUAAGAACUGCUCCGAGGGACCUCAAGGCUCUGUACGGCUACAUUCGCCUUUUGAUACAAGUCAAAAGUCUCCACCGAAAAAACCUGAACAUCGGCGAGAUAUUCCAGCAAAACGUGAAAAAGCACCCGCACAAACCCUGCAUUUUAUUCGAAGACCAGGAAUGGGACUUUGCGAAAGUGGAGGAGUACAGCAAUAAAGUGGCGAACGUUUUUAGAGCUCACGGUUACAAAAAAGGCGACGUCGUGGCCCUGUUUUUGGAGAACAAACCCGAAUUCGUUUGUUUAUGGCUGGGUCUGUCGAAAAUCGGCGUGGUCACGCCCUUAAUAAACACGAAUCAAAGACUGAACUCGCUCGUGCAUUCCAUAAGCGUGGCCAAAAGCCAGGCCGUCAUUUUUGGAACAGAAUUAUCAAAUGCUGUCAAUGACGUUCUGGACAAAAUCGAAUCUAAGGUGGCUCUCUAUCAGAUAAACUGCAACGUCACGCCGACCACUGCCAAUCAGAGAUACCAAAACUUGGAUACUUUGAUCAAAGAUGCCUCAGCGUCGCCCCCGCAAAUCAUGUACAAGGUCGGUCAUCACGACCACCUAGUUUAUAUUUACACGUCUGGAACGACGGGGCUUCCCAAAGCUGCGGUCAUUACUACUUCCAGGUAUGUUUUUAUAGCUGCCGCUAUCCAUUGGCUGUCGCGAUUUAACUGUUACGACCGUUUUUACACGCCCCUGCCGCUUUACCACACGGCGGGCGGAUGCAUGACGGUGGGGCAAAUGCUGAUUUACGGCUCCACAAUAAUAAUACGAAGAAAAUUUUCUGCAUCCAUGUAUUUCGCCGACUGCAUCAAGUACAAUGCCACGGUAUCGCAAUACAUCGGCGAAAUGUGUAGGUACGUAUUGGCAGUUCCGCCCAAACCCACGGACACACAGCACAAAUUACGCAUGAUAUACGGAAACGGGCUGCGGCCCCAAAUAUGGACGGAAUUCGUCGAAAGAUUUAACAUUCCGAAAGUGGCGGAGUUUUACGGAGCGACGGAAGGAAACGCCAACAUAGUCAACAUCGAUAACACAGUCGGUUCCAUAGGUUUCGUGUCGAGGAUCAUACCGCAGGUGUAUCCGAUUUCCAUCAUCAAAGUGGAUCAGAACACGGGGGAGCCCGUCAGGGACGCCAAAGGGCUGUGCAUGCUGUGCAAACCCGACGAACCGGGCGUCUUCAUCGGCAAAAUAGUGCCCGGCAACCCGUCGAGGGCCUUCCUGGGCUACGUGGACGAAGAAGCGUCGAAGAAGAAGAUCGUGCGCGACGUGUUCCAAAAGGGCGACCAAGCCUUCCUGUCGGGCGACAUCCUGGUCGCCGACGAGUUCGGUUACCUCUUCUUCAAGGACAGAACCGGCGACACCUUCCGGUGGAAAGGCGAGAACGUCUCCACCUCGGAGGUGGAAGCCGUCCUUAGCAAUAUAGUUAGCUACAAGGACGUGGUCGUUUAUGGGGUCGAAAUUCGCGGUCAGGAGGGCCGUGCCGGCAUGGCGGCCAUCUUGGACCCCGAGGGUUCCGUGGAUUUGAAGCAACUGGCCGAAGGGGUCAAGAGGGCGCUGCCAUCCUAUGCAAGGCCCAUUUUCAUCAGAAUAUUACAGAAAUUAGACAUGACAGGUACAUACAAACUAAAGAAAAACGAUCUACAAAAAGAGAGCUUUAACCCGGGGACGAUCUCGGACAAGAUCUCCUACCUAGACAACACCGGAAGUUACUCGCCAGUCACGCCGGAAGUGUACGAUAAAAUCAACAGUGGACUAAUUAGGGUUUAGUUUGUAAGAGUUUCGGGGUUUCCGUGUAUUUCUCACUGUGAUUUCAACCUCGAAUGACUGAACGAAAUACUGAACAAAGCAACUUUUGGGUCGGACUCAAAAAACCAGUCACAUGAUUUAUGUGCGGAAAAAUUUGAAUGUUUUUUUGCGAGUCAAAAAUCUCAUUUUAAUUUUUUUAAACGUGACUGGAUUAAUAAGUAAUAAUAAUUGUAUAGUGUAUUUUUUCACGACAUAUUUUUAUAUUUGUAAGCCAAUUUUUAGAUCUUGUUUAUAUUAUUGUGGUUUUGUUUGUAUAUCAUGAUUGUUAAUAAAUAUAUUUAUUUAAUUAAAACAUUAAAAUCGAGUCAACAUUAUUUAUUUUUUACAAAAUAUGCUUUUUUGUAAUUAACAAUUAUAUUGUUUAAAUAGUAACAAUUAUUUCCAUGACUUUCAAAAAUAUAUCCUGUUCACAAAAAAAUUAAACUUGCAGUUGUUGAAGUUCUUUUAUUAGAUCAGCUUCACCUUUUAAUUUAGCCAGUUGAUUUACUUCCAGUGGUUUUCCUUGGGAUUGUUGUUCUUUUAGUUUUUC
Messenger RNA from Brassicogethes aeneus, 2860 nucleotides. The record is from the annotation of a GenBank genome assembly. NCBI's taxonomy places the organism in Eukaryota, Metazoa, Arthropoda, Insecta, Coleoptera, Nitidulidae.